CACAGGACUGCUCCCAGCCCCGGUCCUCCAGCAUCCCACAACCCCCGUGCCACAGGCGGUAAAGAUGGCGGAGUCGGACGGUUGGGACACCGCCGAUUUCGAGCCGGAGGAGUUGGCGAGCCAGACGCCGGCGGUGGACCUCUGGAAAGGCGAGGACGUGGAGGAGGACGUGAAGGACAACUGGGAUGAUGAGGAUGAGGAGAAGAAAGAGGCAGUGAAGAAAGAAAUCAAGACUACAGAGAAAAAGAAAUUAAGUGACAAAAUUAAAGCGAGAGAGGAAAAAGAAAAACAACAAAGGAAAAAAGAGGAAGAGCUAAAAAACAGUCUUAGAGAGGGCGAGAAACAGCAGGAGCUCUCAACAGAGGAACAACUGGCGGAGAAGCUGCGGCUGAUGAAACUACAGGAGAAGGCGGACCUGGAAGUAGCGAAAGACACUUUUGGCUUAAAUAGCAUUGGGCAGCCUGCGAUCGAUUCCAUGUCCCCCAUCUCGAGAGAAGACUUCACGGAGUUCGGGAGACUUUUGAAGGAGAAGAUCACUCAGUAUGAAAAAUCAGAACAUUACAUCGACUUCUUGGAGACACUGCUUCAAGGCAUCAGCCUUUCACUGGAGGUGGAUGACUUGAAGAAACUGAACAACUCCUUGACGAGUUUGUGUAGUGAAAAACAGAAACAAGAAAAGCAAAACAAAGGCAAGAAAAAGAAGAAAACCCCAGUGCUUGCAGGUGGAUUCAAGGCAAAUCUGAAAGAUGAUCUAGAUGACUAUGGUGGUUAUACGCCAGAGUAUGAAGACUUUAUGUGAUGUUCUCCUCGCCCUUAGAACUCUUCUUCGAGCAUGUUUGCGUAGUACAGCCUCCUUUCUGUUGCUGGUUUCCUCUCAGAGUUGCACCAAACCUCCUUGCAUUAUCUUGGAAACACUGAGACCUCAAGAUGCCUGAUUCUGAUUACAUUGACAACUCAUAUUAUUGGUACCAUAAUUAAUCCUACUGUCGCUGACUAACCUCCGAGGGGACUCUGGACAAAAAUGCCCGAGUGAAUUUGAAAAGAAAGGUUCUGGGUGGGGGGGGGGGAAAGAGAGAAAACAAUGUUUGAAAAAAUUCAGGACAUUGCAGUGUUUGUAUUUGUGACCUGAGCUGAAUUUGUAGUUAUCAACUUUACUGUGAUGUUAGGAAACAUCCCCCAAAACCAUUUGUUUUCAAGAUCAGUAUUUUGGCCAGGAGUUCCUGACUUUACCUUUUCUUUUUUUUUAAAUGAAAAUCAACCCUCUUAAUUAACAUGUUUAGAGAUCCUAAUAUUUCCACCCCAGGAGGAGAGAGUUUCAGUACUUCCGGCCUGAGUUGCUCGAGCUUCUUGACCAUGUGAGUUCCUUCCAACAUGGCUGUGCAAUCCAGUGGCCCUGAAAAUGGAGGACUGUAGUCCAGAGGCCACAAAGGGUAUUUUAUCCACUUCGUCAGGAGCUUCUAGUGUUGAGGUUAUUGUCCCAAUAUAACACUGAGCGGCUCCUUGCUCCCUAAUUACUCAGUGUAUAAAUAUAGCUCGGGUUGUGGUGCUGAGGCCCUGGCUGAGUUAGUGGAUUUCAUGCUGGGUGAUGGUUGUGGGAUAUUCAAUUGGCUCUCUCUAGGCUCCACAAAACACCUGUGACCCUGAUUUCUUUCAAAUGAGCUCCGCUGGCAACCGUGCUUGUGGAGAUGUGAUGAGGACAGGAUCUAGCUUGGCUGGGCUGGGAUUGCUCGCACGGCUGAAUCGCCUGCCAACGCUCUGUGUUCACUCGAGUCAAGAUGCUGAAUGCUUGCCGGUGCCUGUGGAGCUGAGCCCCAGUGUGACUUAUUCCCUUCAGAAGAGAACAACAAAUAAACAGAAUGGUUUCAUAUUGGAUCAGAAUACCAUGGUUAUGACUUCAAAUCUCAAUCUCGAGUCCAACUCCAUCUCCAGGGCCCUUGUGAUUCUCUGGCCUUUAUUUUUGCCAUCAGAAAGGAGAUGAAGUUCGCUUUGAAGUCAUUAAACGCAUUGUGCUGGUGAGUGGAGGGGGGGGAGGAGAGAGAGAGGAAUGGAUGAAAGCAGUCUCCUUCAUGGUGAAUAAUUUAUUUCCAAUUGAAAUUAUUUGUAACUGAAAUGCAGAUAUUUAAGAAAAAAGUUGCUGUAGUUCUAGUGAGAAUUUUGUGGCCUUUUUUUUGGUCAACCUCUUUGGGGGGUGGGGGUUGGAUGUGUGAAGUCUGCUCCGUGCACACACACUCAUUUGCUGUAACCCUGGAGAACAGACCAAUGUAAAUGUUUCAGAAGUGCUUUCAAACCAACUUCAUCACAAGUGAAUAAGGGACCCGGUUCCUCCUACCUACAGCACUUUACGUGGAUGCCACAAGACAGAAAAAAUCACGAGGCUGUUGUCGAAGACAGCUCAGUUCUUGGAAAAGGAAAAAAAAAAGCAUUUUUUAAAAAAAAAAGAAAAGUAAAAAUUGAAAAGAACUCAUAGCAUGUAGUCUUUUUUUAAAAAAUUAUGUGACGUACACUGCCAGUGAGUGCAGGAGAACACAAGACUUUGGUGGGCGAUGGAAGACCAAGCUCUAUCUAGUUUGCCUUCCACCAUCCUGGGAGUUGUUUCACAUGUUGUGUCCCAAAUUAUAUAAUAGUGUGUGGUUGGGGGGAAAACAGACACAAAAUCUGUAAUAACUGCAGUAGUUACAUGCUGUCAAGCAAGUUGUUUGUGCUGUGUUUACUUCAUUCACUCCGUUUGCUUCUCCCUGCCCCCAGAGCGAAUUUGGUUGGAGCAGCGUGCAAGAGAAAAUCUAGGUAACUGCUUCUUGGCAGUUUUUAGUUUGAUGCACCCAAAUUUUUAUAACCUUUACUUCUCUCCCCCUUCCCUCUGCUCAUUGCAAAAUGUGUCCUUGGACUUAUUUUCUUCGGAUUUUUAUUUCUUCAUUGUUUGAACUCAUCUGCUGCUAACCAAUUGAGCUGCAGGAAUAAUAUUGGGAAAGGCUCUUUCUGUGUAAAGACUUGGAUAUUUGCCAUGGUUUAGGACAUAAACGUUCAAUAAAUUUCAUGUAAUCA
Messenger RNA from Callorhinchus milii (elephant shark), 3042 nucleotides. RefSeq names its product eukaryotic translation initiation factor 3, subunit Ja (gene eif3ja). The record is from RefSeq and is a predicted model, not a curated record. Bases 65 to 799 code for a protein of 244 amino acids. NCBI's taxonomy places the organism in Eukaryota, Metazoa, Chordata, Chondrichthyes, Chimaeriformes, Callorhinchidae. Gene Ontology annotation, cellular component: cytoplasm; eukaryotic translation initiation factor 3 complex. Gene Ontology annotation, molecular function: translation initiation factor activity. The transcript is spliced from 8 exons.